AUGAGGCUGGAGUUCAGGCACCGACCUCCGCCGUCUCUUUCUGUCCUUCGCUUCGUAGUUGCCUUCCUCGGCAUGCGCGCCGUCGCUCGUCUCUCCCUCUCCUCUGCCGAGCGGCUCUCGCGCCGCCGCGGCGGGCUCAGCUGCUUCUUUCUCCGUCGAGUGUCUCCGCCCCAGCGCGUGAGGCACUCCCCAGAGGGCUGCCGGCGAAUCCUCUUCGCGUGCUCACGAGUGAGAAGGCGCGCGGCCGAGGCAGGGCGCCGCGCGGAGAACAAGCUGCUGCAGAGGGCGACGCGAGAAGCGCCGCAGAGAGAGAAAGGCGCACGCAGGAGAGAGAGAGAAAGAGAAGGAUGCGGCGGACAGCGGAUGCUGAAAGAAGCGCGAAGGAAGAACAUAAGGCUGAAACAGGCGACGCCAGGGACACAGCCUCUGGAUGGCGGAAGAGACGGCGCGGCAGAAGAGGCAAACGAGAGAGACGCUCCGCGCUUCACAGGGAGAGAGAAAACGAGUGGAGGGCUGGAAAUGCAGAAGGGCGCGUAG
Messenger RNA from Besnoitia besnoiti, 537 nucleotides. RefSeq lists its product as uncharacterized. Lineage: Eukaryota; Apicomplexa; Conoidasida; Eucoccidiorida; Sarcocystidae. The record is from RefSeq and is a predicted model, not a curated record. Bases 1 to 537 code for a protein of 178 amino acids. The transcript has a single exon.